This is a messenger RNA of Hyalella azteca, 575 nucleotides long. RefSeq lists its product as uncharacterized. The annotation marks the transcript as partial. NCBI's taxonomy places the organism in Eukaryota, Metazoa, Arthropoda, Malacostraca, Amphipoda, Hyalellidae. The transcript has 5 exons. The record is from RefSeq and is a predicted model, not a curated record. Gene Ontology annotation, biological process: synapse organization. Gene Ontology annotation, cellular component: neuron projection membrane.
AUGCGACCAGCGGAGGCAGAUGAAGUGUCCCUCGCAGCAGGCGACUGGACGGAAGAAACGGACUGGGAGCACAGCGCAUGGGCGACGGCCGCACAAUUCCCGGGGUCACGCGGUCCGGAGUUUCUGCCCGACCUCAGCACCAACGUGACCGUGACGCUCCGGGGCCGUGCCGUCCUGCCGUGCAGGGUUGCCAACCUCAGGGGCAGAUCUGUUUCAUGGAUUCGUCAAAACGAUCUUCAGGUUCUCACCACUAAUGCCAUCACGUUCACCACCGACAAACGGUUCUCCGUGGAAGGCUACAAUAAAGGUGCAGCCGCCGUAUGGGAUCUUCACUUGAGUGACGUCACACAAGCGGACGAAGGAGUCUACCAGUGUCAGGUCAACACCAGGCCCAAGAUAUUCCACCCAGUCAGGCUUCACGUAGUUGAGGGUCGGGCCCACAUAGCGGGACCACACGAAGUCUACCUCCACGCGGGGUCUCGCCUGCUGCUCACCUGCUGGCUGCUGGCGCCGCCCCAUCCUCCUCCACUUGUAUGGACGCACAACUCCACUGUCCUCAACGACACCACAGCGAG